Messenger RNA from Hibiscus syriacus, 696 nucleotides. RefSeq lists its product as uncharacterized. The transcript has 2 exons. Gene Ontology annotation, molecular function: protein dimerization activity. The coding region runs from base 1 to 696 and encodes 231 amino acids. The record is from RefSeq and is a predicted model, not a curated record. NCBI's taxonomy places the organism in Eukaryota, Viridiplantae, Streptophyta, Magnoliopsida, Malvales, Malvaceae.
AUGUAUUACGAGAAUCCGGAAAAUGCAAUGUGUGAAAAGGUUAUGAACGGGUUGUAUGCUUGCAUUCAAAGGCUGGUACCUGAUUUGAGCACUCAAGUUAAGAUUAGAGAACAAUUAGACUUGUAUCAAAAUGCCCAAGCUCUUUUUGGCAAUUCGAUGGCUGUAAAACAAAGAAAGGAAAGAGCUCCAGCACCGGAGUUACAGAAAUUUGCAAUCCGAGUUCUUAGCCUAACUUAUAGUGCUACGGGUUGCGAGAAGAACUGGAGCGUUUUUCAACACCUUCAUUCAAAAAGGAGAAAUAGAUUGGCACAAAGUCGUUUAAAUAACAUGGUUUAUGUCAAGUUUAAUCGUGCUUUGCGACGGAGAUAUCAAAGAAAGGACACCAUAGAUCCUAUUCUUUUGAAGGAAAUAGAUGAAAGCAACGAGUGGUUGAUGGGCCAUAUGGACGAUGAAGAUGGUGAGGACGACUUUGUCUUUGAUGGAGAUGAUUUAACAUGGUCUACUGUUGUUAAAGCUUCCGAGGCAUCUCAAGCUACUUAUUCUACUAGAAGAACAUCUACAUCAAGAGAUAGAGGAAAUUUGAUUGAUGAAGACGAUGAAGAGAUAGAACAGACUAUUGGACUUUCUGAAGAUGAUGAGGAGAAGGAGGUGCUUGGGAUUGAUGUUGAUGACGAUGAUGAUGAAGAUGAGUUUUAG